Molecule: messenger RNA, 3508 nt
Organism: Periophthalmus magnuspinnatus
Lineage: Eukaryota; Metazoa; Chordata; Actinopteri; Gobiiformes; Gobiidae
Gene: dctn5
Product: dynactin 5
Exons: 6
Coding region: 123-671 (182 amino acids)
Source: RefSeq, a predicted model, not a curated record
AGUCUUGUCUGGUAGAGGAGCCAGAGUUAGCUGAGAGCUGGUGCCAGGAGCGGACACACACCCGAGCUAAUAAACCCGUGGAAUAUUCUCACUGAAAAGGCUUAUUCCACGAGUUUUCGGUCAUGGAGUUGUCCGAAAUACUGUACAAUAAGGCGGAAUACAUCGAAACGGCUUCUGGCAAUAAAGUGAGCAGACAGUCAGUGCUAUGUGGCAGUCAAAACAUCGUACUAAACGGCAAAGCAAUUGUCAUGAACGACUGCAUCAUCAGAGGCGAUCUGGCAAACGUCCGGGUGGGCAGACACUGUGUUGUGAAAAGCAGAAGCGUGAUCCGACCACCUUUUAAAAAAUUCAGCAAAGGGGUGGCCUUCUUUCCUCUGCACAUUGGGGACCAUGUAUUUAUUGAAGAAGACUGUGUGGUUAACGCGGCACAGAUCGGGUCAUAUGUUCACAUUGGGAAGAACUGUGUUAUAGGUCGUCGUUGCGUGCUCAAAGAUUGUUGCAAGAUUUUAGACAAUACGGUACUUCCACCAGAGACUGUGGUUCCCCCAUUCACCGUCUUCUCUGGUUGUCCUGGUUUGUUUUCAGGAGAGUUACCGGAGUGUACGCAGGACCUGAUGAUCGAUGUGACUAAGAGUUAUUACCAGAAGUUUCUGCCCCUCAGUCAGAUCUGAGUGUCACUUGUGCACAGCCUCCUCCAGAGCUCCACAGGAGGUACCCAAAAAUCAACCCAUGAACUCAUAAUAUGCCGAGAUGUCAGCCAAGAUACUUACUAUUGAAGGAUAUCGAUCUAAGAAUAAGUUGUAAUUUAGUAAUGGACCAAAAAUUAUAAAUAUCCUUGUUUUCUUAUUUAUUAUUAUCUUGCUUAUCUAACACUCCUUGCAGUGCCUCACAUUGAUAGUGCAUUAUCUUGUUAAAUGUGCUAGAAAUGUGAAAUAAAGGAAGCAGUCAUCAUCACCCCUGUAUAGCUUGAUUCACACAAUUUUUAAGUGUCAAUACAAUCACAAAUGAAAGCGGGCUGUCAUAUACUGUGGACUAGUCAUGACACACAAUAAUGCACAAACAGACCCUACCAAUGGCAACCAGAUUGUGUAAUAUAAAAGCAAGAAGUUAAUAUGGAAUUGUGUUACUGGGUUUUAAUAUGCACAUUCUGUUGAUAUGGCUCCAUCUUGUGGUUUGUUGCAGUUAUAACUUGAAGGCCUUGUAUCACACAAAAUGGUUUCUUGUGCGCUUUAACCCAUGUUAUACUGUUGUUACCUCAUCAAAAACAGACCUGGAGUUGUAUUUUGUUUCAUUCAGAAAUGUUUGAAUAAUUCUUUAUUAUUAGUCUGUCUACAUCUCCAAAGCUGAAAAUGCUCUGUUCCACAUUAGUUAGUCAGGGUAGUUUUAAAGUUAACAGCUGCCGUACUACUCCAUACAGACCUGGAAUUGCCACAGUGGAGCGCUUCCUAUAUUACCACAUGACAUCGCAAGGAGGAACAGUGUUUUCGAUUUGAGAGAACGCAGCCUAAAUAUGCAGGAUUUGCAUGUUAAACAUGAAUGCGUAAAUGAAACAAAACACAAUUCCAGGUAUGUUUGUGAUGAAGAAACAUAACAUAGAUAAGAAAACAGUGUAAUAUGGGCCCUCUAAAGUGUGUGACAGAUUUAUACAUUUAUCUCAUUCUUACCUGGUUUGGUGGGAUAGUACCUGAGAUAAAUAUUUAUCUUGAUUUUAGAUCAGUCAAGUAGCAAUUUGUGAAGAAAAGUAGAAAAUACAGGAAGUAGCUAUGAAUUACCUCUACCUAAUAUCAUUAGUUAUGUUGAAAAUGCAGAGACAAUUCACACACAAGUAAGGCAUUUUUCUGAGUGUAAACGAUGAUUUAACAAAAUAAAGGUGUUGUCAUUUAUUUGUUUGUCAAAUCAUAACUAUUGUGUAAUUUAGACAUUUACAUGUCAUAUCUGCUGCCCAUGUCCACCCAGAAAAAAACAAAAUUAGGCAAUAUUUUUAGUAAAAUGUGAAAUGUAAUCAUAUUAACUGUUUUAGAGAGUCAAAUGCCCUUUAAAGAUGUGAUAAGGGCCAAUGAGAAAAUAAACCACAAAACAUUUUAGAAUAAAAGCAAAAAAAAAAAAAAAAACUUCAGUCAAUAAGUCAGUGCUUGUCAAAUUGUUUGAUAAUUUAUUUUACAAUGUGAACCACAUUUGAACAGUUUCUUGUUAAUUUAUUAGAUUAACUAUUUACUAAUUCAACAUAUCGAAGAAAAGUCAUAGCCUUUUGAGAAUAAGGCCUGCAAAUGUCAAAACACAAGCUGAACUCAAACAUUCAGAGAAGGAGGAGAGCAUUACAGGUCAAAGUCAAACAGUGGUUUAAAGAGAUGGGUUUGUGAUUGUUUAACUAUUGUUAGCUUUAUAGUUCUGUGAAUUAAAUGCAAAAUUAAGAUACUAAUGUACAGAAACCAAAGUAAUCAAAUUAUUCGCAUUUGAGAAAGUGGAUAAGAGAAGAUGGGGACAGAUGGUUCAUUAUGAAGACCCCUGAACUGAGAGAACUGGAAAAUGAUUGUGUAGUCUAUUGGUAAUUAAUAAACUUAGUUUAUUAAUUUAAGUUUUUAAUUUAGCAUUCUCGAAAUGAUACAACUGCUAGAUUGAGAAGUAGAAUAUAUAAUUUUUACUUUAGGGCUGCAAUAACUCACAAGAUCAACAUGGAGUUAUGUUUUUUUUACUAUGACACACUGAUAUGUACUCAGAAUUGUUUUGCUGGAGAAAACAAAACAAAAAAGUUAUAAUCCGUAGUGUUCAGUUUUGAUUUAUAUGCAUUCAUACUCUACUAAAGAUAAGUAAACUUUCAAUUGUUAACUGCAGCCCUACACGUGUUUCCAAACACUGAACUAUUCAUAGUCCAAAUAAAAAAGGGGAUGGUUGUCUGACAAAUAUAUAAAUCAGCAACAUAAAUGAACUUGUAAUUAAAACUUAGUUAAGGACAAGUUGAACGUGAAGAACCAGGUUUCAUAAUAAAACAAAUACCACAAAUCUGGAAUUGUAAAUGUGACUGAUGAUAAAUUCAGUUUUUAAAGCUUUGAAAUAUUUCAAAAUUCAAUUUUAAACUCUACAAAUCACCUUGAAUCUUUCUUAAAGAAAUGGACCAUUUUGGUGUUUGUUACAGCACAGGUUGGCAAAUGAAAUCAAAAUCUGAAUCUAAAAAGGUUUUGGGUUACUUUAGUUCGACAUGGCUACAAGUGAGAAUGGAAGAGCUGAUUAAACUGCAUGACUAAAAAGGUGAAAACAAAGUGCAGAAAUUGUUAUUGCAACUCAUAAUCCCAGUCACUUAAUUCAGCAGCUUUGAGGGUAAGACGAAGGCAAAACAGGCCAUCAUAGUCUGUAAUUGUACUUAACUAAAAGCAUUAUUUCCUUUUGAUUAUCCUGAAUACAUUUUAAUAAAGAAUAAACAUGGCAAGCACUACUGCAAACAGUGGCAUCAAAGCUAAUUCAACACUGGCAGGUGCAAAAUACAAAGCUUGGCUCAACCAAAAGAGGUUAA